Messenger RNA from Catharus ustulatus (Swainson's thrush), 2432 nucleotides. Its product is annotated as BPI fold-containing family B member 3-like. NCBI's taxonomy places the organism in Eukaryota, Metazoa, Chordata, Aves, Passeriformes, Turdidae. The record is from RefSeq and is a predicted model, not a curated record. Gene Ontology annotation, molecular function: lipid binding. The transcript is spliced from 16 exons. The coding region runs from base 263 to 2242 and encodes 659 amino acids.
CUGGCUGAGUCUGUGCCUACAGGUCGUUGCUCAAUGAUUUACCUAACUCCUAAUAUCUCCAAGGAAAUAUUUGCAGUGGAAGUCACCAGAAACAAGACCUUGUUUGUUUUGCUCCCCACCAAUUAUUUUGGAUGUCCCAAAUGACAUCACCUGCCUUUUUCCUGCUGUGAAGCUCUAUAUAUGAAUAUCCUGGAUCCCAGUGAUCUUCAGAAGACAGGGACGCUGACUGGAGAGAGAGAUUGGUCAGUUAUCAGGACCAAAGAUGUCGGUGUUGUGGACUCUUGUCCUCCUAAACAGCCUGCUGAUCCCUUCACAAGGACUUGGACUCCUGUCCUUGGCUGACAGAGCAGAUAUGAAUGGUUUUAGAGAUACUCCAGCCAAAGGUGUUCCCCAGAGACCUCCAAGUGGUCUCCUUGGUGGCAAUCUACUCGGCGGAGUCGUUGGAGGUCUUCUGGGCAAAGACGGUCCUGUUGGCAGUCUCCUUGGCAAAGAUGGUGCUGUUGGCAGUCUUCUUGGAAAAGAUGGAGUUGUUGGCAGUCUCCUUGGAAAAGAUGGAGCUGUUGGCAGUCUCCUUGGCAAAGAUGGAGCUGUUGGCAGUCUCCUUGGCAAAGAUGGAGCUGUUGGUAGUCUCCUUGGCAAAGAUGGAGCUGUUGGUAGUCUCCUUGGCAAAGAUGGAGCUGUUGGUAGUCUUCUGGGUGGAGAUGGUCUCCUUGGCGGCCUCCUUGGAGGAGAUGGUCCUGUUGGAGGUCUCCUUGGUGGAGAUGGUCUCCUUGGUGGCCUCCUUGGAGGAAAUGGUCUCCUUGAUGGAGAUGGUCUCCUAGGUGGUCUCCUUGGCCAAGACAGCGUAGUUGGUGGUCUCCUUGGCCAAGAUGGUAUCCUCGGUGGUGUCCUUGGCAAAGGUGGUGUCAUCGAUGGUCUCCUUGGCAAAGAUGGCCUUGUUGAUACCCUGCUUGACACCGUCCUUGAGCUUCUCAUUGGCAAAAACGGUCUGCUUGGCAAGAACGGUCUCGUUGGCAGCCUUCUUGGUAGAAAUGGUGAAGAACUCAUGGGACUGAGAAUUUUGAACAACACCCUCCCCAAAAUCAGUCUGCGCUCCCUGCCAGGCUUUGGGCAUCAGAUAGACUUCAACACACAGCUGCUGGUAGAGAGCAGCGUGCCGGGCCAGCCGCUCUGUGAGCAGGUGGAGGUAGACGCGACCAUGGUGGUCCAGGACACGUGGACAGCUCACCAGAACGCUCUGAACUGCAAGACUGUUGACAUAAACACCUAUGUGAGACCCAGAGUGCCAGUUCUGGAGGAGCCUUUGAAACGCCUCCUUAGCAAUGUCCUGCAGGAUCUGGGCUGCAAUGUCAUCAACGCCAAGCUCAAGGUGUUGAGCUCCCUGCUCGGCUCCAGGAACCAGGUGCUCCCACUCGGGGCUCUGGGGGACCUGCCCUCCUUCUCCAUCCUCAGUGGUGACGCCAUCCAGAUGGAUCUGAAUCUCCUCUCUGAGAAUGCCAGGGCUGGCAUGAUGACCCCCAUGCAGGGACUGCCACUCACUGCCAGCCUGAAGUUGGUCACUGGCCGCCCGCCCCGGCUCAGCCUCUCCCAGGACACCCUCAGCGCCCUGCUGGAGCAGGUCCAGGGGCAGGGAGACCUCAACCUCAGCAUCACCAGCUUGAUGGGUAGCAAUUCCCCUCUGCAAGGCCAGGUGACCCACAGCAACUCGCUGACCAUGUCUGCCCUCUUCCCCGUCAUCCCUCAGCUCACCCGGGUCCUCCCUGGCUCUCUGCCACUGGAGCUGCACGUCCGAGUAAGCAAAGAGCCAGUGGUGACUGUGAGGGAUGGAAGAGCCACUGUCACCCUCAAAGCCACUAUUGACGUUGCCAGCCCUGCCCUACAGACUGCCCAGGGGGUCCUGUUCUCUGUCGAUGUGGACAUCGUUCUGAGCAUCACCCCAUCAGUCUCUGAUGGCAAACUGCAAACCUCCCUGGCUCUUGACAGCAUCAACCUGACACGGUUCCCCCCAAGUCUUGACGCUUCCACCGCCUCCUCGUUUGCAGAAUGGCUCAAGAAGGUCCUCACAGCUGUAUAUGUGCCUUCUGUUAGAGAUGCCUUCCAUGUGUCUGUCCCACUGCCCAACGUCCUCAACAUCAACCUUGGGAAUGCUGAAGUCGACAUCACUGAUGUGGACGAGUUUUCUGGCCAGACCACUCUAGGAAAUUCCUGCUCGAGAGGAGCCUCGAUGCUGCUCCCUUUCUGAGGCAGCACAUGCACCCCAAGCCCUGCUCUGCUCCACCCUCUCCCUCUUCCCUUCUCUGAAGUGCUGCCCUGGGCUGUGGCUGUGCCCUGAGCAGGACAGGCAGCAGCUCUGGCCAGCAGGGUGGGAAAGCUGCUCAGCUGAUGGAUGUUUGGGGGUUCCUGUGGCCACUUUUAACAUCCAUAGCCAGGAA